UUGGAAUCAAACAAUAAUAUAAUGAAGAUUCAGAAUACAAGAGUGAUGAAUUAUAACAUGAGUGUCAUUAUUUUGGCCAUGAUUACACUUCUUCUCCCAUUUUCAGCCCAAAUUAAGCAGGAAGAGAGAGUAGAAUUUAUCAAAUCUUCUGACAAAACUUUAGAGAUGGUCUUUGAAGUAGAAAUUUAUGAGCCUCAGAAUAAAGCAUCGAACUCCGUCAUCAUUGACUAUAUGAUAGACUUUGCUCUGAACAAAGCUAAAGCUCAUAUCACAUCAGUCGGACAAAAGGCACAAGCUAUAGAAGUAAUUUGGGACUACUCGUCUGGAGAGAUCUUUUAUUAUUUUAAUCAAACUGGAGAAUGAAUUUGUAGCCAGAUUCCUAAAGUUGAUUCAUUUUAUGCUUUCCAAGAUUUUAUAAUCAAUAACACAACUUUCAUUGGGAAUAGAGGGAGGAAUUUAGAGCUCUGGCAGCUUGAUGUCCCAAAUAAGCCAGAAGAAGGAAUCUGGCUAUAUGCUAAACGAGACAAAGAAAUGAAAUAUAACUUUGUCUCAUUCCAACAUUAUAGCAACCAUGUAUCAAAGAUUUCUGGGAAAUUUAUGGACGAACUAAAAUACUCCUCUAUAUCAUCAUCUGAUUUACAAAUCUCUCUAUGCCUGUCCUCUCUCGAUAUAGCUGUUGAUGUCCUUCCUAGUCAAUACCUUGACAUAGUAGAAGUCCUUAACCUAGGCAUGCUAAAUGGCAGUAAAUCCUAAUCAUUCCCAACUGUAAUUCCAGUUCUUUCCCAUUUUUACAAA
This is a messenger RNA of Moneuplotes crassus, 795 nucleotides long. The record is from the annotation of a GenBank genome assembly. Lineage: Eukaryota; Ciliophora; Spirotrichea; Euplotida; Euplotidae.